Molecule: messenger RNA, 393 nt
Organism: Knipowitschia caucasica
Lineage: Eukaryota; Metazoa; Chordata; Actinopteri; Gobiiformes; Gobiidae
Source: the annotation of a GenBank genome assembly
AUGGAGUCAGAGGGCGAUGGAGUCAGAGGGCGAUGGAGUCAGAGGGCGAUGGAGUCAGAGGGCGAUGGAGUCAGAGGGCGAUGUAGUCAGAGGGUGAUGGUGUCAGAGGGCGAUGGAGUCAGAGGGCGAUGGAGUCAGAGGGUGAUGGAGUCAGAGGGCGAUGGAGUCAGAGGGCGAUGGAGUCAGAGGGCGAUGGAGUCAGAGGGUGAUGGAGUCAGAGGGCGAUGGAGUAAUAGGGCGAUGGUGUCAGAGGGCGAUGGUGUCAGAGGGCGAUGGAGUCAGAGGGCGAUGGAGUCAGAGGGCGAGUCAGAGGGCGAGUCAGAGGGCGAUGGUGUCAGAGGGCGAUGGAGUCAGAGGGCAAUGGAGUCAGAGGGCGAUGGAGUCAGAGGGUGA